AGGCAGUUACUCCUGUCAGUACUUGUACUGUGUGUCAGCGGCAGGAACAGAGCAGCAGCCAUGGAUGACGUAUAUAAAGCAGCGGUUGAAAACUUGACAGAGGAGCAGAAAAAUGAGUUCAAGGCUGCAUUUGACAUCUUCAUUCAAGAUGCCGAGGACGGCUGCAUCAGCACCAAAGAGUUGGGGAAGGUGAUGAGAAUGCUGGGGCAGAAUCCCACCCCCGAAGAGUUACAGGAGAUGAUUGAUGAGGUAGAUGAGGAUGGCAGUGGAACGGUAGACUUCGAUGAGUUCUUGGUUAUGAUGGUGCGCUGCAUGAAGGAGGAGAGCAAAGGAAAAUCGGAGGAGGAGUUGGCUGAACUUUUCCGCAUGUUUGAUAAGAAUGGAGACGGCUACAUAGACCUAGACGAGCUCAAGAGUAUGCUGGAGUCCACCGGAGAGGCCAUCACUGAAGACGACAUUGAGGAGCUGAUGAAGGAUGGAGACAAAAACAAUGACGGCAAAAUUGAUUACGAUGAGUUCCUGGAGUUCAUGAAAGGCGUGGAAUAAAGGAUUCUGCUGGAGGCCUCACAUUACAGCAUCCGUCUUCACUCGGCGUUAAGGCCAUUCCUGAAGCUGUGUCUCCACCUGUUGUCUGCUUUAAGCAAUACAAGGCACUUGUCCUGUCAGCUUUUCUCAAAUGACCCGCUGAGGUCCAGACAAGCUUGCCAGGAUAUCUCAUCAAGCACAGAAACCUUUUUUUCUGAUAGAGAUGAUUAAUCAGAGUCAUAUAGAGAGACUAUUUUCAAUAAAAAUAUUUCCAUAAUUGUG
Molecule: messenger RNA, 807 nt
Organism: Stegastes partitus (bicolor damselfish)
Lineage: Eukaryota; Metazoa; Chordata; Actinopteri; Pomacentridae
Product: troponin C, slow skeletal and cardiac muscles-like
Exons: 6
Coding region: 61-546 (161 amino acids)
Cellular component (GO): myosin II complex
Molecular function (GO): calcium ion binding
Source: RefSeq, a predicted model, not a curated record